CGCGUGUUUCUCUAUCGGGCGGGUGGUGUGUUAUGUCCUCGGUGGACACCGUGCUGUCGACGAGCCCAACAUUUCCCGAUUCGGUACACGUGCCGGAAAAGUAGACACUGCCGACAAGGCCGCCGCCGGCCGCGAAGUCCGCCUUUCAUGCGCCCAAGCGGGAGUCUCCAAUGGAAUCUCUCGCGCUACAAGAUGUGUCUGCGGAUUUGACGCCCAAAAUUAUAUCCAGUCGAAAUGGACAGCAUUUACCUUCAUGCGCAACACCGCCAAGAAUCAGUGUUAGUUGGAAGAAUCUAUCUUACAGUGUGCCCACAUCAAAAGGCAAGAAGAAAAACCUCCUGAACGACCUUUCCGGAAACCUGAGGUCUGGAGAGUUGACCGCAAUCCUCGGACCCUCAGGUGCCGGAAAGACGACCCUGCUCAACAUAUUAUCUGGCUUCCAGACCCGGGGUUGCCAGGGACAACUCUUUGUCAAUGGGCAAGCUACGAAGGAGAAGAGCUUCCGUAAACUGAGCAGCUACAUCAUGAACGGGGACAAUCUGAUACAGCACCUGACGGUACGAGAAACCAUCGACGCGGCGGCCAGGCUGAAGAUGCCGGAAAACAGCACGUACCAGCAAAGAGAUGCCCUGGUGACGAAUCUCCUCAAGUCCUGGGACCUGGACGGCUGUGAACACAGAGCCAUCAGGCAUCUCUCGUCCGGACAGAGAAAGAGGGUUACCGUAGCGCAAGAGUUGGUCAACACUCCACCGGUGAUAUUCCUCGAUGAGCCCACAAGUGGCUUGGACAGCAGUAGCUCACUGCAGUGCAUCAUGUUGCUGAGGGAGUUAGCGACCAGGGGUCUUACCAUUGCCUUCAGCAUACAUCAACCAAGUUCGAGGCUCUUUCAACUGUUUGACAGACUGUACGUGUUAGCGGAAGGCUCCUGCAUCUACAGAGGUCCCGCCAAAGACAUGGUGCUCCAUUUGAAUUCCAACAAUCUACAAUGUCCUCCGUUCUACAACCCGGCUGAUUUUUUGAUCGAGGUUGCAUCUGGAGAUUAUGGGAGCGUGAAAGAUAGUCUUGUGGAAUAUACGAACAUAAACAUGGAUAAAGUGCCCUGCUAUGCCUCUGCGAUGACAAAUGGUUACAUCGAAGAUACCCAGCAUGAUGAAGUGGCUGUGGUUCCCUUGUUAACCAGGGAGGAUCGAGUGUUUGUAAAUACGGUCUCACUCGGCCUUCAAAUCAAAGUGCUACUGAAGAGAUGUUACCUCUCACUAGUGCGAAAUCCCAUGGUGUUUCAUCUCCGUCUGGCCACCCACGUGGCGGUGGGCGUUAUUAUGGGUCUCCUGUACUACGGCACGGGAAACCGGGCCGACCUAUUAUUUAACAACGCGACGCUCGUGUUCUUCGCCCUCAUGUUCCUCACUUUCACCGGCAUGAUGCCCGUCGUCCUCGUGUUUCCCCUGGAGGCUUCUGUCUUCACUAGGGAGAGAUGUAACUCAUGGUACACCCUCAAGGCAUAUUAUCUGGCCAAAACAAUUGUUGAGAUUCCAUUCCAGAUCUUGCACCCCACCCUCUUCAUUUCGAUCGUGUACUGGAUGACGUCACAGCCCUCCGACUGUUACCGCUACGUCAUGUUCACCGCCACAUGCGUCCUGGUUUCUUUCGUGGCACACUCUCUCGGCAUGCUCAUCGGUGCCAUCGCAUGCGUGCAGGUUGCGGUGUUCCUGGCUCCGGCAGUGGCCAUCCCGUUCAUGCUGUUCAGCGGCUUCGUGGUCACGCUCCGCGCCAUCCCCCACUACCUGCGCUGGUUCUCGUACGCGUCCUUCCUACGCUACGCCUACGAAAGCAGCAUGCGGACGCUGUACGGCUACGACCGCCCCGAGCUGGAGUGCCUCGAAGACGACGCGUCGUCGCCCUGCCUCUUCGUGGAACCGAACCUCUUCCUGGACUUCAUGGGCCUCCACGAGAUGAGCGUGGAAGUGUGCCUGGCAGCGUUGUUGGGCUUCGUCGUGGUCUUGCAGGGGGCCACGUAUCUCGCCCUGAGGCACAGGGGCAAGCGUGCCCUUUGAGCCGUCGUCGCACUGACAAUACAUCGUACGAAAGACAGUUUACGGACAAUGGCAUGGGCGUGUACUUUUCUUGUAUGACUGUCAGAUUGGCCGCGCAAACUGUCUGCAGGCACGUUGGAGACGUUUGAAGCAAGCAUGUCUCGAAUAUGCUUAAGGCCGGUCCGCGUAUAAUUCUGUCACCGUGUCUGUGGAAAAGGCCGUGUCAUUCAUAUGGUGUUUGAGCAGAGUGACCGUGGCUCGAGGGG
Ixodes scapularis (black-legged tick) is the source of this 2299-nucleotide messenger RNA. RefSeq names its product ATP-binding cassette sub-family G member 1. NCBI's taxonomy places the organism in Eukaryota, Metazoa, Arthropoda, Arachnida, Ixodida, Ixodidae. Bases 171 to 2054 code for a protein of 627 amino acids. Gene Ontology annotation, molecular function: ATP binding; ABC-type transporter activity; ATP hydrolysis activity. Gene Ontology annotation, cellular component: plasma membrane. The record is from RefSeq and is a predicted model, not a curated record. The transcript has 14 exons.